UAGUCACAUGGUAUGAGUUUCUAGUUGCUUGUUUUGCACCUGUUGCCGGUAUUCGCGACCAAGUGAAGUAAGGAUAUUUUGGAGUGAAUUUAAAAGCGCUUUUGUUUUUUUUUGCGGUAGCCUGCCUGAUUAAAACAUUCUCUUCACUGAUUACAUAAAAUGAAUCGGAUUCAGCGUGGAGGUAGCCCUCCCGAGGUUACCGGCUAAACAAGGAAGCGUUAAUUUGGCAUUGUCAACUCCACAGUGAUAAGGAAGCCAUUCCACCUAUGGCACCUGUGUCACACUUAACGCUUGUGGUUUAAUCCGGUUUUAACUUUGCAAAUGUGUAAUUUUAGGGACUGUAUAAUUUAGAAUAUUUACUUAUGUUUUGGAUAGUUAAGAGAGCAACAGGUUUGUAUACUUCCUGACUGGAAGUAGCUCAAUAGCAAGCGAAUGCUUUUCCAAUCGAUUUGAUCGCCUGGUAAUAAAAAAAGGCGUCGCUACCAUCGAGAACGCAAGUGUCAAAGAAAACACACGGAACUGACACUGAUACCGAAGUGUAUCCAUUCUCUGAUUUCGAAGACGAAUACGUUUUCUGAGGCCAUGGAAAACAGCACCAUGUCGGUGGGUGCCAAAACGAUGGCUGAGAGUUCCGCGGGUCCGCUGCAGCUCCUCAACAAAACUGGCGUUAAGAACAUGACGGUGCUCGUGUCAGGGAACACGACCCUCACGGAGGACCAGCUCUUCCUGAACACCACGGCCGCCCAAGUUCUGUCGGGCAUCUUCGUCUGGUCGGCGCUCCUGAUGACCUGCCACCAGAUCUACGUGCACCUGCGAUCUUACACCAUCCCAAAUGAGCAGCGCUACAUCAUCCGCAUCCUGUUCAUCGUGCCCAUCUACGCCUUUGACUCCUGGCUCAGCCUGCUGUUCAUCAGCAACGACCAGUACUACGUCUACUUCGACUCCGUACGGGACUGCUAUGAAGCGUUUGUUAUUUACAACUUCCUGAGCCUGUCCUUCGAGUACCUCGGAGGGGAGAGCAGCAUCAUGACAGAAAUCCGGGGCAAGCCCAUUCAGUCGAGCUGGCUGUAUGGUACCUGCUGUUUGGCUGGGUGCAGUUACUCGAUCGGCUUUCUGCGAUUCUGCAAACAGGCCACUCUUCAGUUCUGUGUGGUGAAACCCAUCAUGGCCAUCAUCACCAUCCUUUUACAGGCCUUCGGGAAGUACCACGAUGGAGACUUCAAUCCCACGGGCGGAUACCUCUACAUCACCAUCGUCUACAACUUCUCUGUCAGCAUGGCGCUCUACGCACUCUUCCUCUUCUACUUCGCCACCAGCGACCUGCUGCGGCCCUUCGAACCCGUGCUCAAGUUCCUCACCAUCAAAUCCGUGAUCUUCCUCUCCUUCUGGCAAGGCAUGGUUCUGGCCAUCCUGGAGCGCUGCGGCGUCAUCCCGGAGGCCCUGGUCAUCGACGGGUACGAGGUGGGUGCCGGCACGGUGGCGGCCGGCUGGCAGAACUUCAUCACCUGCAUCGAGAUGUUCUUCGCCGCCAUCGCCCUCCGCUACGCCUUCACCUGCACCGUGUACCAGGAGAAGAAGGCCGAAACGCCAGACAACAACGCUCCAAUGCAGAGCAUCUCCAGUGGGCUGAAGGAGACCAUUAACCCCAACGACAUGGUCCAGGACGCCAUCCACAACUUCUCCCCCGCCUACCAGCAGUACACCCAGCAGUCCACGCAGGAAGUGGUCCAGCCCAACCAGAACGGCACGGUGGGAUUCGUAGGCGGCGGCAAGAAGAACGACAAGGUCAUGCUCAUCACCUCCGACGACGAGUUCUAGGGGUCGCCGGGACGGUCCGCGGCCUCAGCCAGAGAAACGUCCGCGUCGGCACUCGCGUGGACAUCUGUCGUCUGCUCCUCCGUUACUGAAUUUCACCCGCUCCUUAACGUCUAUCUCGGGCCUUCACCAAUCAGCAUCCUAUUCAGCACCUGUCUGCUAGAGUGCAGUCACCACCUGGUCUUAAGUUGGGUCUGAUUGGAAACGCUAGCUUAUAUUUCUUUCUCAAAAAGAAGCGCAGAACGCUCAAAUUUGUUGGGUCGAAUUUGUUUUCAUCCUUCAAUUUAUUGCAUGUAAUAUGGGGACUGGCACCAAACGCCAGAGAGCUGUGAACAAGAGAAUCGGGUCAGUUUUUCCCUUCUGAUAUAUUGUGAAACGUGGAUGAAACUUAGGCGAAUAAACACACAAGUAACAGUGGCUGGGCGAUGUGGGGAAUCGGGAACACCUUUGGGUGUUAAAACGUUACUUUAGCAGGCUUUUCCGAGACCCCUGACAAACAGUUGUUCCCAGAGACCACGCGCUAACGAGUUAACAAGAUGGAGACUGACAGCUGCCUAUGAACUGAAACUCGGAGCAGUUUAGUUGCUUCGUAGUGUUGACUAUUCCACAUCUACGUCCUCUCACGACAUUGGAAUUUGUGUAUCGCGUUACUGAAUUGUGUAUUGUGGGGACGCGUGGCGAUGGAACUUCCUUGCGAAGCGUCUGUUUUAGUAAUUAUGUUACAGUAUCAGAUAUGGGUGGAGACUACAAGCUAAAUCUCUCAUAAAUAUGUUGAUUUGUUUUUCUGACUGUGCUACUGAAAACAUGUGUAAUUAACUUAAUCUUGUUUUGACGAUAAUGCCCUUUCCUUGUUUAACUGCUGUCCUAUUUCAUACAGAGAAAAAAAAAACCUAAUUUGCAUUUGAGCUUUGUACACCUGACGAUUUACUAAACUAUCUUGUUUUGUCUCAGUUUGAAAGACGCUUAUUGUUGUGCGUUCUCACAAGCUUUUGUUUCAUUUACUUGCUUAGUUAAUUGUUUCUUUACUCGUUCAAUUGUUAAUUUGUAAUUGCUUUACAUGUCAUUCGUUCAUGGUUCACACACUAAGAAUGUUUCAGUUUGCGCACUGUAAAUUAAUGUAAAUAUGACUUCUUUAUUUGAACCUAUGUAAAAUAUUGUAUAUAGGGGCUGCUCAGAGACACUCAUUUGGAAUCGGCAUAUGCAGGAAUGGAUAAGAAACGUUCACUUUACCCGUGUUUUUAUACUAAAGAUAUUUUUGAGUAUACCGUGUUAUUAGCGACUUGAAAUACUCAUCUACAAGUAAAUGGAUCCAGAUUAGAUUCUCUUUUCUAUCUAUCUAUCAAGAUGAACCAUUUAUGGAAUUUGUCAUUUGUCUUAAGUUUCUUUUUUCCAAGUGAAUGCAUCAGUUCUGAUUUCAAAUCCAAAUAAAGAUGUCGGUUUCCUUUAAUAGUUUAAAC
Messenger RNA from Anguilla anguilla (European eel), 3272 nucleotides. RefSeq names its product transmembrane protein 184a (gene tmem184a). The record is from RefSeq and is a predicted model, not a curated record. NCBI's taxonomy places the organism in Eukaryota, Metazoa, Chordata, Actinopteri, Anguilliformes, Anguillidae. The transcript is spliced from 9 exons. Gene Ontology annotation, molecular function: transporter activity. The coding region runs from base 583 to 1818 and encodes 411 amino acids. Gene Ontology annotation, biological process: transport. Gene Ontology annotation, cellular component: early endosome membrane.